AUGGCUGCGCCCCAGAACUGUGACAGGGGCCGAGUGGCCUCCACCAUCCGCUACUGCAUGACGGUCAGCGGCACAGUGUUUCUGGUGACUGGGACACUCUGCUACGCGUGGUGGAGUGAAGAGAAUACAGGUGUUCAACCCAGUCAGCCGGCCCCGCCCACUGGGCGCCCUGUGCCUGAGGCCCCCAGGCUCCUGCUCAGGUCCCUCAGCUUCUUCUGCUGCGGGGCAGGUGGCGUGCUGCUGCUCUUUGGCUUGCUGUGGUCCAUCAAGGACAGAGCCUGGGGGCCACCCCGAUGGGACUCAUAUCGCCUCUCCAGAGACCUUUACUACCUCACUGUGGAGCCCUCGGAGAAGGAGAGCUGCAGGACCCCAAAGCUUGUUGCUGUCCCCACUUAUGAGGAGGCCAUGAGCUGCGCACUGGUUGAGGGGUCCCUGGCACCACCUGCGUACCCCUUGGAGGAAGACCUGACGUGCAGUGCCUCUGGGGCUGCCCUGCGGGGCACCCAGCCCGCCUUGCCUCCUCCCAGCUACGAGAGCGUCGUCCUUGCUGCUGCUGCUGUCCCUGGAGAGAAACACCUGGCGCUGCCCGGCCAUUCAGACCACAGUAGGAGGAAGCCGAAGGCCCCUAGCGGGCCCGAAUCCAGGGACAAACCAUGAGCUUCUUCUAGCGUCUAAUACAGAGGCUGGUUCACAGUAGGCACUCAGCGAGUGUGUU
Molossus molossus (Pallas's mastiff bat) is the source of this 715-nucleotide messenger RNA. RefSeq names its product transmembrane protein 61 (gene TMEM61). The record is from RefSeq and is a predicted model, not a curated record. Bases 1 to 657 code for a protein of 218 amino acids. Lineage: Eukaryota; Metazoa; Chordata; Mammalia; Chiroptera; Molossidae. The transcript is spliced from 3 exons.